Messenger RNA from Paramecium tetraurelia, 1575 nucleotides. RefSeq lists its product as uncharacterized. The record is from RefSeq and is a predicted model, not a curated record. The transcript is spliced from 3 exons. Lineage: Eukaryota; Ciliophora; Oligohymenophorea; Peniculida; Parameciidae. Gene Ontology annotation, biological process: mitotic DNA damage checkpoint signaling; protein phosphorylation. Gene Ontology annotation, cellular component: nucleus; cytoplasm. Gene Ontology annotation, molecular function: protein serine/threonine kinase activity; ATP binding.
AUGAAAAGGUGUCAAAAGAAAGUUCUUGACUAGGUUUAAAACAAAAUAGAAUACGAGGCAUCCCAUAGAAAAAGCUUUUUUUAAAGAAAAUUUCUCCGAAUGGAAUGGAGCAGAAGAAAAAUAGCAAAAAUUUAAGGAGAGUUUGAUUUACAAAUUGAAGUUAUUUUGUUAGGGAAGCAUAAUUAGCCCAAGAAAAAAUAAUUGAUGGUAUGGUAAAAUAUAAUGAAAACAACUAAAAGAAACGGUGAUAGUUGUUGGUUAGAUUACGAAAAUUCAAUUCUUGAGAGACUUUAAAAUGAUCAAUAUGGAGAGGGUAUCAAAUUAAUAAAAUGCUUUGAUGAAAUAGUAAUUUUUUGUGAUGUUGUCCCUUUACUAUCUUACAUCAAGAGAUUUACAAUUUAAUCGGAUUUUUUUAAGUACUUUGAAGUUAUUAAGUAAAUUUCUUAAGAAACUUAUAGAAUUUAAAAAAGGAACGAAACUCAUGAUUAUUAAUGUACUAUUUAUUAAAAAACUACUCUCACAUCAUAAAUAGAAAUUCAAUUAGAAAAAUCCGUAUAUAUUCAAAGAAGAAUUAACCAUGAAUAUUUGUAAAAAUUUUAUGAGGUGUUUGAGAACCCGGAAUAGAUUAUUGUUGUCACCUAACUGACACUAGGAGGAACAUUAAAUAAUUAUAUUUAAAAAUUUCCAACACUUUCUGAAGAGAAGGCCCAGAAAUUCAUGUUUAAGAUUUUCAAGGGAUUGGCUUAUCUUCAUUCAAAAAACAUUAUGCAUAGAGACAUAAAACCAGAAAAUAUUUGGCUUGGAUUAAAUGGAAGUUUAGAAAAUCCUUGUCUAAGUUCUUAUGGACUGGCAGAGAUUGUGUAAUAAAAUGUAGAUUCAGCUGAUUCAGAUAAUGAAUAAUUAAUUCCUGAUUAUCUUAGAGUAAGAUUUGGCACACCUGGUUUUACAGCACCUGAAAUAUUAAGAAAUGAAUAUUAUGAUCAAAAAGCAGAUGUUUUUAGCGCUGGAAUCGUUAUGUAUUACUCUUUAUGCGGGAAAAUCCCUUUUUAAGGGCAAAAUUUAGAAAAUAUAAUAGAAUCUAAUUAAGAAUGUCAUAUAGAUUUUUCUAAAUUAUUUUUAAGUGAUGAAGGUAUUGAUUUCAUAAAAAGCAUUUUAAAUGAAAAUCCUCACGAAAGGCUAAGUUCUUAAUUAGCUUUAAACCAUUAAUGGUUAAGAAAAGAGAGAUUGUCAGAAGUAAUGGAAUUUAAAGCAAGUUAAAAGUUAAAAUAAUUAACUGAAAAAAACAAUUAAUAAAAAGGAUAAUUGCAAUUCUGUAAUUAAUAAACAUUUUCUUAAGAUGCAAGUCCUUUAAGUCCUUAAUCUCCUUAAAUCAAUAAAUUAUAAAGAUAGAAUUCAGAUUUUCGUAUUCGCACAUAAUGCAACAGUUUCAGUCCUGAUGUAAAUUAAUUUAGAAAAUAAUCAUCAUUUACAUCAAAAUUAAAUGGAAACACCUAAAAUCAAUUAAGUCAUCUGAAUGAAAAUGAUGAGGUUAGGAGAUGUAAAAAUUCAAUUAAAAAAUCCAUAUUUAAACAAUGA